CAUACACGGCGCGUACAAGAGCACGCGCGCGCAUGCACGUUGAUCCACGCUCGUCACAAGACGCGCGAGGGGGGAACGAGAUGGUGCGAGACGCGCGCAUAUCGCCGAUUGUUAUCGUCGCGCGCUGAAUGCUCGCGGAUUCCUUUGUGCCCGUUCACGCGAUAAGCGACAACGCUCUCGCGGGGGGAUGACGCCGUCAGUCCGAGGCGUUCGCCCGCUGCUGUGUAUCGCCUGCGAGUCUCCCGCGGGGGAAGGAGGAAUGUGAGCCGCGAACACGUCGGCUCUCCUAAUCUCGCGAUUGAUCACGGAGAAGUCGAUGGUGUCCGGCUGCCUUCCCGACGCGCGAUACAAAAACACGUUUUUGCGAUAACGCGCGGCGCUUCUCGGAAGAUCGAGGAGGAGGAUCCGGAUCUGCAUGCCGGAUCUGUGUUUAUCGAAUUAAAGAGAGGAAAAAAAAAGGUUUUCCCCGGAAUGAAUUGCGCGACUACGACGGCGACGAAGCGCGAGCAUCACCGUCAGCUGCGAGUGGGCGAUACGCACGGUUUGUGAAUGAAAGUUUUCCCUUAAGCGCCCGGCGACGAUGACAUCGGCUCGCAAUUGUUGUCACGAUCGUGCGAAUAUUUGCGCAACUGCGCAAAUAAAUUAGUAAACGCGGGCUAAUGGACAGAUGCAUCGGUGGCGAACCAGCUCGGUCUUAACAAGUGGGAGACGGGUGAGAAUGAAAUCAGAUCCAUUCCUUUGAAUCAGAGAUUGCAUUUUAUAUCGGAUGUGCUCAUAUAUACAAUUUGCUUCUUUACCAAUUUUAUUUGACUAAAAAGUAAAAGAAGAGGAAAGGAAACAUGUGCUCAGCAAAGAUUAGCUACCAUAUUGUGAGUAACAAGUUUAAUAUAUGAGUUUAGAAAUGGGUUUGAAGAGUUUAUUGAAACAUUCUGUUGACCAGAAGGCAGUAAUAUAAAAUAUUAUAUCAUGCAUUUAUAAAAAUAAAAAUGAAUGUGAAGGAGACCACAAUUUAUAUUCAAGCAUUUAUAAUAUUGAGUUGAGUUACAAUUUAUAUAUCAUGGUGCAGCAGCGACUUCCCAGUUUUGAUAUUUUUUACACAGGUGGUAGGAGUGGACGACGAUUUAUAUUGACACUCGCUGCUGGAAUGGUUUUCGGCUUUUUAUCAGCAUGCCUGCUCAUUACAUCCACGAGAGAUGUACCACAUAUGUUUAAUUGGAUUCCAGGUGGUUCUAGCCUUUCUAGAGAUCCUCAUCAUUAUUCGGAACUAGAAUCAGAGAUUGGCCCUGAAACAGAGGUUAAAUUUCAUGGCGAUGAUGAGGAUUUCCACAAAGGAGAGGAUAGAAUAGCUCAGGAUAUGGCGAAAAAAGUGCGUGUUCUUUGCUGGAUUAUGACUGGUCCAAAGAAUCAUCAGAGCAAGGCUCGACAUGUGAAAGCGACAUGGGGGAAACGCUGCAAUGUACUUCUUUUCAUGAGUUCUGCAGCAGACACCAGCUUGCCCACUGUUGUGCUGCCAGUAAAAGAAGGUAGAGAUAAUUUGUGGGCUAAGACCAAAGAAGCGUUUAAAUACGCUUAUGAGAAGUACAAAGACAAAGUAGAUUGGUUCAUGAAAGCUGAUGAUGAUACAUAUGUUGUAGUGGAGAAUUUGCGAUACAUGUUAUCGUCAUAUAAUCCAAAUUCGUCGUUAUACUUUGGAUGCAGAUUUAAACCUUUCGUAAAGCAAGGUUACAUGAGCGGUGGCGCGGGAUAUGUACUUAGUAAGGAAGGCUUGCGCAAGUUCGUGGAGGAGGGCUUACCUGAUAAGGCCAAGUGUCGACCGGAUAAUGGCGGUGCAGAGGACGUAGAGAUGGGAAAAUGUCUUGAAAAAAUUGGCGUACGUGCGAUGGACACCAGGGAUCCUCACGGACGCGGUAGAUUCUUUCCGUUCGUGCCGGAGCACCACUUGAUACCAAAUCACGUAGACAAGAAUUUCUGGUAUUGGAAGUAUAUAUAUUACGAUACCAAGGAUGGCUUGAACUGCUGUUCGGACAGUGCUGUUUCAUUCCACUACGUGUCACCGAAUAUGAUGUACGUUCUGGAGUAUCUUAUUUAUCAUUUAAGGCCAUAUGGCAUUAAUCACAGUCUGGAGAGAGCCUCUCCAGAUCGACCGUCAACGUUGACCGAAUACUAGUCCAUACACUGUCGUAAAUAGAUCAUAAGGUUCUACAAUUCUUAUUUUAUACAUGAUACUAGUCCAUUGGAGCCAACGAUAUAAGUGUAAUAUAUUCUCAGCGGAUGAAAAGUGUGAUACAUCGUACUUCUUAAAUACAUGAAGUCUUUAUACGUAUCUAUGUAUUAAAGUCACCAUGGCCAUAAUGGAUAUAACUAUUGUUUAUAGAAUAGAAAGGAUAGACAGAUAGUGCAAGCACAAUAGAUAUACGUUGUGAUGAUUCAGAAUUUCGUUUUUGUAGAACGUUAAAUGUUCAUUUUGUAAGAUGUAAUAAAUUCUCAAGUGUCAAACUCUUAUUAAAUAAAAUAUAUGGUUCACAGAAA
This is a messenger RNA of Monomorium pharaonis (pharaoh ant), 2529 nucleotides long. It is a transcript of the gene C1GalTA, whose product is annotated as glycoprotein-N-acetylgalactosamine 3-beta-galactosyltransferase 1. Gene Ontology annotation, molecular function: N-acetylgalactosaminide beta-1,3-galactosyltransferase activity. Bases 1058 to 2167 code for a protein of 369 amino acids. The transcript is spliced from 7 exons. The record is from RefSeq and is a predicted model, not a curated record. Gene Ontology annotation, cellular component: membrane. NCBI's taxonomy places the organism in Eukaryota, Metazoa, Arthropoda, Insecta, Hymenoptera, Formicidae.